AUGUUGUCAACUGAAGUAAAUGACAAUGACAUGGACAAGGAGAUGGAAAGCCAAAAGGACUAUGCAUUAGCUUUUCAACUAGCUAAGAAAUCUGUAGAGAAACUCCUACAGAUAAGCCUGGAGGAAGAUAAGGUUUCUGUAAGUGGUCAAUCACAGCCUUCAUCAAUUCAGGUAGGCCUAGGUUACCCUAUGCAUAACAACAGUGGAUACAAGCUUCCCUUGAUCAAAUUCAAAGAGUUUGGGGGCGAUCUUAAAGAUUGGUUACCAUUUUGGGCUCAGUUUUCUAAAAUAGAUUCUGAUGAAUCAAUAAACCCUAAUGACAAAAUCCAGUAUUUAGUUAUGGCAACAAUUCCAAACUCUGCAGCCAGAGAAGUGGUUGAAAGUUACCCAGCCACUGGAGAAAUGUAUCCCGAAGUAAUUAAGAGUCUCAAAGGUCGUUUUGAUGACAAGUAUAGAUGCCACUUCGAAGUUCUAGACCAGAAGAAGAUCUGCGGAAACAUCUCACCAGUCGUACGAGGACCCUGGAUCGAAGAGCUAGCCUUGCAGAACAUCACCUUCAGUGACAUUGACUCUUAUGGUCCUAUAGAUGUACUAAUAGGAGCAGAUGUAGCAGGAAACUUAUGGACAGGUGGUCACAAGGCUCUAGACUGUAAAUUGGUUGCAGUUGAAACAAAGCUCGGAUGGACAUUGAUGGGGAAAAUCCCAAACAAGCAGCGUAGCAAGCAAGAUGCAACGAGUUUAGUAACUUCUAUGCUGACUACAGGUAAAAUUAGUGACCUUUGGACUUUAGAUACCUUAGGAAUUCUAGAUCCUUACGAGAAAUGUUCAAGACAGGAAUUAGAAGCCGAAACUCAGAAAACCUUUCUUGAAACAGUAAAAAUCACCAAAGAAGGACGUUUUGAAGUUCGUCUCCCUUGGAUGGCAGAUCACUCUCCGCUAUCAGACAACUAUGACUUGGCUAAGAAAAGACUAUCUUCAACAGUGAAAAAACUUAAGAAAGAAGACCUAUACGACAAAUACCAAGAAGUAUUUGAUGGGUGGUUGAAUGAAAAGAUUAUAGAAGAAGUUCCAGCUGAAGAAAUGCACCGACCUGCUCAUUAUCUACCACAUCACCCUGUCUUAAAAGUUGGCAUUACUACGCCGAUUCGUCCUGUGUUCGAUGCCAGUGCGCAUGAACAUAAAGGUCCUUCUUUAAAUCAGUGUUUGGAAAAAGGACCCAAUCUUAUCGAGAAAAUUCCUUCAGUAAUGGCUCGAUUUCGACUGAAGAAAAUUGGUGUAAUAGCUGAUAUUCGCAAGGCAUUUUUACAAAUUGCUUUGAACCAAGCCGACAGAGACUUUUUGCGAUUCUUGUGGACUACGAAGGAAGGACAACUUAUAGUUUACAGACAUUGUCGAGUUGUUUUUGGAGUUUCCUCGAGCCCUUUUUUAUUGGAAGCUUCAAUCAGACUACUAAUGGAAGAAAUACUACUGGAAACUAAGCAAGGCAAACGCAACUGGCCUUUGAAGUUAGUUGAAACCCUAGCUUCCAGCUUUUAUGUUGACAACUGUGUGUGCAGCGUAGACAACUGGGAAGAAGCGCAGCAGUUUGUUGAAGUAGCAACUAAGAUUAUGUACGAGAGAAAGUUUGAACUUCGAGGGUGGGAGCUGACUGUUGACAAUAACUCAUUUUCAUCGUCUCAACAAAAAUCAAACGUUCUAGGUCUGGUCUGGGAUAGAGAAUCAGAUACACUAGAAGUUAAUAUUGCCAGCCUACAAGAUAUUGACAUUGAAAAGAUCACAAAGAGAAUUAUUUUGAGUACGGCACAUCGCAUCUUUGACCCAAUCGGCUUUACAUGCUGUGUUACCUUGAUACCAAAGUUACUACUUCAACACACAUGGGAAAAAGGCACAAGUUGGGAUGAAGAAGUUGAUCCAAAGACAAAAGAUGGUUUCAUGGAAUGGUUAAAAGACAUCCACUUCCUCAGUGAAAUCAAGAUACCUAGAUGGUUACCUGGUACAAACACCAUGACAAAUUGGACACUCCACAUAUUUUCAGACGCCAGCCAGAAUUCAUACGCUUCAGUCGCUUUUUUGCGUAUUGAGUUGGAAGAUUAUGUCAGGGUACAACUAGUUGCAGCAAAAUCUAGGGUAGCACCAGUUACCAAAUCGUCUAAGAAGAUGACAAUUCCUAGACUUGAAUUGUUAGCGGCUUCUAUAUCUGCUAGGUUGUAUUCGACCAUCGUUGAUGACUACAAGUUACAUGAUGUAGUAACAUAUUUCUGGACUGACGCAACAACAGUUUUAGCAUGGAUUAAACGGGAAGAUAAUUGGAAUGUAUUCGUCAACAACCGAGUGUCAGAAAUCAGGAGAUUAACUUCACAGCAUGAAUGGAGAUUUGUUCCCGGUAACAAGAAUCCAGCUGAUCUUCCCUCAAGAGGAUGCUCUGCUCAGAAACUACUUGAGUCAAGAUGGUGGGAGGGCCCAAGUUGGAUUACAGAAUCUCCAGAAAAUUGGCCUCAUCAAGAAGAAACUCCAUACAAUGAGGAUGAUAUUAACAGUGAAAAGAAAAGGACUGUUAUUUCUGCUGUUAACAAUGUCACAGACAAUGAGUGGUUGUACAUGAAUUGUUCGACAUACAAGAAAGCUGUUAGAACAAUAGGAUGGAUUUAUCGGUUCAAAAACAAUACUUUAAUGAAGAACAAGACUAUCAAAAACUGUGACUUAACUUUAGAAGAAUACACAUUGGCAGAAGAAAAAUUGAUAUCAAUUAUUCAAUCAGAAUCCUUUGAAGGAGUGACAGAUGAAAAACUUAAGACUUUGAUUCCAUAUGAAGACAGCAAAGGACUUUUGAGAGUGAAAACAAAGGUUAGCAAUUGA
Messenger RNA from Macrosteles quadrilineatus (aster leafhopper), 2856 nucleotides. RefSeq lists its product as uncharacterized. The transcript is spliced from 2 exons. Bases 1 to 2856 code for a protein of 951 amino acids. The record is from RefSeq and is a predicted model, not a curated record. Lineage: Eukaryota; Metazoa; Arthropoda; Insecta; Hemiptera; Cicadellidae.